AUGUCCAGCGCGAUCGCGAUGGGAAUACAAGAUAUAUUAGCGAUCGCGCCGCGAUAUGCGGGGUUUAAUAGCGAUCACGCCGCGCCUGAGGAGUUGACUUGGCGAUCGCGACGCGAAUAUAAGAUUUCAUCGCGAUCGCGAAGCGAUUUUUAUAAAUUAAUUUUCUCCAGAAAGGUGAAAGGAACUGAUCGACCACGAGCUCAGUGGUAUUGGAAAUCGAGUUAUGAUCCAUGGACAAGAAGUGGAAAAGAAGAAUGGACAAAAUAUUCUGAUAUCGAAUCCGAGAUUAUCGAAGAAGCAUUUAAUGGGAAAAGUAAAACAGAACUAGUUGAACUAGAUAAUUAUUGGCUCAACCUCAAGGAUUCCAUUCAAAUCAGUAAAUUGGAUCAAAAUGAACAACGGCCGAUAAAGAGAGUUUUAAUUAAGAGAAAUGAAAAUGAAGGUUUAAGAGAACAAAGAUUCUUUCUUCCACAACCACUGAAACCAUUCAAUCACGAUCGCUGUUGCGAUCGUGA
Molecule: messenger RNA, 515 nt
Organism: Didymodactylos carnosus
Lineage: Eukaryota; Metazoa; Rotifera; Eurotatoria; Philodinida; Philodinidae
Source: the annotation of a GenBank genome assembly